Molecule: messenger RNA, 3129 nt
Organism: Pyricularia pennisetigena
Lineage: Eukaryota; Fungi; Ascomycota; Sordariomycetes; Magnaporthales; Pyriculariaceae
Exons: 3
Coding region: 1-3129 (1042 amino acids)
Source: RefSeq, a predicted model, not a curated record
AUGCUGCCCAAGCUCCUCCUGAUCGCUCUUGCAGGGGCCACUUCUGUGCUCGCAGAGGGCUUCAACGUGACCAUCGUCUACGUCCAGCCGCCCGGAGGAUGCACUGCUGCCAACGAGACCAGCUGCGCCCCCACCGCCCCGGAGUCGCCCUCCGCCCCCGAGCCUCUCCAGCCCGGCCCCAUCACCACGCUCCCGCCGGCAACCCACUGGAGCACCUGCACCAAGUGCAUCGGCAACCUCGUGCCCAGGAAGCCCGAGACGCCUUGUCCUCUGUACUAUGGAAACGCAGAUCCAUGCAAGGAGGGCUACUUUGGCACCCUGACCUACUUCUUCAAGGCGCCCGUCGUGGUGCUCGACCACUAUGCCUCGGUCACGGUCCGGUACGACGCCGGCUCGGGCUCGCUCAACGUCGGCUUCCAGAGCGGCGAGGCCUACGCCAAGGCGGCGGGCUCCUGGACCGCGGGCGUCGUCCUCGUCGCCAGCGUGCCCGGCUGCGGCUCCGCGACCGACAGGUGCUACUUUAGCGUCGCUGGCAUCGAGACCUCGGACGCGAGUCUCAGCAUCGUCGCCGUGGGCAAGGCGAGCGAUCCGGAGAAGCUGAUCGACAGGGCCGAGACGGAAUGGGGCUGGUGGGUUCCCCGGCCGGGAAGCCCGCUGUGUUUUCCGUCUGGUGUUGGUCCGGGGUCUGGUUCGAAUGGGCCGGGUGGAUCGUCCGGACCUGGUUCUGGGACGGGGUCUGGCUCUGGCUCUGGCUCUGGCUCUGGCUCUGGCAAUAGCAACGCCAACGGCAACACCAACGGCAACGGCACCUACACCAACAGCACGCAGCAGAACAGCUUCGGCAAUGACCGCACCCGCUGCGUCGGCCCCGUCGACACGGUCCACGGCUUACCCACGGCGUGCUUCGGCCCGUACUUUGACGACGACCUGGACGACCAGAUGGGGUACAGCGACAUCGACACGCUGGACGAGUUUGACCGGUUCAUCGACGAGCUGGCGCCGGGCGACGACGACAACGCGCUCCAGCGCCGGUGGUUCAUCAAGAGCAUCUUCAGCAAGAUCAUCCCCAAGCCCAUCCUCAACGUGGCCAAGGCCAUCAUCGCCCCGAUCCAGAAGCUGACCACCAUCUCGGGCUCCAUCAGCAAGGACCUGUCCUUCAAGGUGCCCGACGCCGGGAGCGACAACGCCGACGCCAAGCGCCUCCGGGACCCGAGCCUCAAGCAGACGCGAUCCCCCUGGGGCGACGCCGUGCUCCUCAGGUCCUUUGGGACGGGCACAGGCAGCGGCAGCAGCAGCAGCAGCAGCAGCAGCGCGCAGUCCCCCCAGGAUCCCGCCGGCUACCUCAACGUCUACUGCGUGGGGUGCGGCGUGGACGGCCGGGCGACGCUGACGGGGCGGGCGGCCUUCACGCCCGUCGGCGGCUUCACGCAGGGCGAGGUGGAGAUGCGCAUGGACCUCAACGUGGUGUUCAAGUUGGGGGUCGACGCCAAGAUCAGGUACCAGCGCGACUUUGAGAGCGCGCUGCUGGACGUGGGGCUGCCGGGCCUCUCGUACGGCAUCGUCACCGUCGGCCCGCGCGUCAGCCUCGGGUCCCGCGUCUCGCUGCUGGCCGCCGCCGAGGGCAAGCUGCUCGCCGGCGCCGAGAUGGGCAUCACCAACGCCCUGGCCAGGCUCGACUUUGUGAACCCGUCCGCCUCCCGGACCGAGGGCUGGGAGCCCUACUUCAAGCCCGUGCUCGAGGCCGAGGGCCGCAUCAUGCUGUCCGCCGAGCUGGGCCUGCCCGUCAGCGUCAAGUGCGGGCUCAAGAUCGGCGGCUUCGACAAGAGCGUCGGCCUGACCGACGAGCCGUCCAUCAAGGCCACCGCCCAGGCCGCCGCCAGCAUCGGCCAGAGCAGCGCCGCCGGCUUCGGCGCCGGCUUCACCUCGACUGACGGCUGCACCGGCAUCGCCACGCAGAUCAGCUGGCGCAACAGGAUCUACGUCGAUCUCCUCGGCUCCAAGAAGGAUUUGUUUGAUACCAAGGACAAGGUCCUGAAGCGGGGAUGCAUUGCCCUUCCCGGCAGGGAGAAUCCUGCACCGUCGUCCUCGGCCGCCAACCCAACAAGCACUGACAAAGACGAGGCCACGCCGGCGACCACCGCAUCCUCUUCGACCUCCUCGACGCAGCCCAGCGACGAGCCAGACGACGAGCAAGACCAAGCAGCCGAGAACGACAACAACAACAACGACGACGACGACAACUCACCCCCCUCCACGCCACGCCUCACCAAACGACAAACCACCCCCGCAGCGGCCGCCGUCAUCCAAGACCUGACCAGCCAGGUCAAAGGCGGCAGCACGACGCUCAGCUACGCGAGCACCCCCGUCCCGGCGAACCCGUACAACCGCACCGACGGCUUCGAGCUGUCGCUGAUGGUGGACCCGGGCGCGGAGACGGCGCUGGUGGCCUGCGGCGACGGCAACCUGUACCUGGCGGCCGUGGACGCCGUGGCCGGCAUGACCUUCUGCACGGAGCUGUUCGAGAUCUACCGCGACCUGGUGGUGGGCGACGGGUCCGGCCGCGUCCUGCACUACUACAACGACACCAUGGCGCGGGUGGGCGCGAGCCGCCUGCGCGCGUCCGACGGCUUCGAGCUGCCGGCCCGGGCGGUGCCUGUCGUCAUGGUGGCGUUUGAGGGCGAGGCCGGGACGACGACGACGACGGCUGUGGACGGCAGCAGCAGCAGCAGCAGCAGCAACAGCAGCAGCAACUCGACCACGGCGGCAGCGGCAGUUGGCCGUCGCCAGGAACAACAGCAAGACACCAACAACAACAACAACAACACCAACACCAACAACGACGACGACGACGACUUCCGCUUCUACGCCGUCGACCCCGCCAUGGACCUGUCGUACCCGGCCGUCUGCACAUACGCCGACGGCAGCAUGCCGCGCGUCUUCCUGGUCCGCGACCCCGUCGCUGGUCUCGUCGUCCUGGCCUCCGCCGCCGUCGAGCACUCCAUCACCGGCGGCAAAGUCCAGGACUGCUUCCUCAUGCCCGUCGUCGAGGGCAAGUACGACGAGGACAAGGGAGGAUACGCCGGCUACGGAAGGACCAACGAGACCAGCUUUGAGUAUGACGAAGCUUGA